UGUCAACACUGACGGUGAUGGAGCGGAGAGGAGUCACAAAGCAAAGAGCUGCGAGGUGGACGAAGAAGAGGGACACCUGGUGUAUCACAUCGGCCUGGUGAUGAAAGAGAGAUAUGAGGUGGUGUUGACGCUGGGAGCAGGAGCCUUUGGAAAAGUGGUGGAGUGUAUCGAUAGAGAGAAAAACGAGCAUGUGGCCGUGAAGAUCGUGAGGAACAUUGAGUGUUUCCGAGAAGUUGCAAAGUCUGAGAUCGCAGUGCUGGAAGAGAUCAACAGCCUGGACGAUGACAACAGAUUUGCCUGUGUGAGGAUGCUGAACUGGUUCGAGCACGAAGGUCACAUCUGCAUCGUGUUCGAGCUGCUCGGCCUCAGCACCUUCGAGUUCCUGCGACAGAACGAGUUCCUGCCGUUCAGCGUGGAGCAGAUAAGACACAUGGCCUUCCAGAUCUUCAGAGCCGUCAGCUUCCUGCAUCGCAACCAGCUGACUCACACUGACCUGAAGCCAGAGAAUAUCCUGUUUGUCUGCUCAGACUACGACCUGGAGUACAACACUGACAUGAGGUGUGAGGCGAAGAAGCUGAGGAGUCUGGAUGUGAAGGUGGUGGAUUUUGGAACCGCCACAUUUGACCACCAACACCACGAGUCGCUGGUGUCGACGCGCCACUACCGAGCUCCAGAGGUCAUACUGGAUUUGGGCUGGAACCAGUCCUGUGAUGUUUGGAGUCUGGGCUGUGUCCUUAUGGAGUUUUACCUGGGACGUACUCUCUUUGCGACCCACAGCAGUGUAGAACAUCUGGCCAUGAUGGAGAAAGUCCUCGGACCGAUUCCUCCCCACCUGCUGAAACAGACCGGAAAGCAACACUACAUUCACAAUGAGCGUCUGAACUGGGAUGAGCAGAGCUCCUCCAAUGAUUACAUCAAUAAGCACUGCCAGCCUCUCAAGUGUAUGUGGAGGAGGAACGAGGACGAGCGGCAGCUGUUCGACCUGCUCGGCUGCAUGCUGGAGUACGAUGUCUGCAGACGGAUCACCCUGGAGGAGGCGCUGUGGCACCCGUUCUUCAGCCCGAUGAGGACAAAGCAGAAGCUUCGCAGCUAGCAUAGACGCACAAAACACAUUCAUAUCUACCUCGGGCUGUAAUCUAAAACAUUACUCUAACUGAUUGUUUCAUUCCUGUCUGUUUAAAAAACAACCUCCCAUCAUAAACAGUCUGCAUGCCAAAGUAUUUAUGUAAUG
Molecule: messenger RNA, 1231 nt
Organism: Labrus bergylta (ballan wrasse)
Lineage: Eukaryota; Metazoa; Chordata; Actinopteri; Labriformes; Labridae
Source: RefSeq, a predicted model, not a curated record